AUGAUCCAGGCGGAGAAAUGCAACCAGGUUGAGCAGCUCGCAGGCUUUCAGUACAACCUGAACGAGAAAGUCAAGCAAGUCGCAGAACUUCAACACAAAACCCAGGAAAUUCGCAAAUCGAGUCACAACACGAUCCAGGAACUUCGAGGGAAUGUUCGGGUCGUGGUUCGAGCCCGGCCAGCUCAAGGUUCAGGUGGCAUCCUGUCAUUUGGAAGCGACGGGGCCCGUUUGACCUUGAGCGAGGGCGAUCAGGGCCAGUCGUACGAGUUCGACCGGGUUUUUAGCCCUUCAUCGACCCAAGACCAACUUGAAGGGCUGGUCCAAUCCGCCAUCGACGGGUAUAACGUCGCCCUCUUCGCCUAUGGACAGACAGGGGCUGGAAAAACCCACACGAUGCUUGGAUCUGACACCGGUCAACAGCGCGGGGUAAUUCCGCGUGCGCUGGAGAAGAUUUUUCAAGAGACUUCGGUUUUGACCGAAACUGGCUGGACGUUCAAGGUUCAAGUGUCCGCCGUCCAAGUUUUCAAGGAGGAGGUGCACGACUUGCUCUGCACCGGCGAGCUUGUGAAUCUGAGGCUGAUCGAGAGCAAGACCAGCCACCAAGUCGCUGUCCAGGGGUUAACCACCUCGCAGGUACGUUCCAGUGUGGAGGCCCUAGAUCUGCUCACUCGAGCAACCGGGCGCCGCAACACUGCGAGCACGGCGAUGAAUCAGUCAUCGUCGCGCUUGCACUUCGUUUUCAUGGUGCGAGCCGUGGGGUCAAACCCCGACCGCCAUGACAGCGUUGAUGGGCUGCUCUAUCUGGUCGACCUCGCGGGCAGCGAAAACGCUGGCCGCUUCCAGGUUCCUUAUCGGAACUCGAGGUUGACGCGCCUGCUGGAACCGUGCCUCUCGAAUGGAGGCAAGGUGCAACUGGUUGUCAACCUCUCAGCAGAUGCUGAGUCUGCUCGCGAGACCUCGCAGUCUCUGCGCUUCGCGGCAACCGCCAAGUCCUGCGCCCUCGGGUAG
Messenger RNA from Phytophthora sojae, 1008 nucleotides. RefSeq lists its product as hypothetical. The coding region runs from base 1 to 1008 and encodes 335 amino acids. The record is from RefSeq and is a predicted model, not a curated record. Gene Ontology annotation, biological process: microtubule-based movement. Gene Ontology annotation, molecular function: microtubule binding; microtubule motor activity; ATP binding. The transcript is spliced from 6 exons. NCBI's taxonomy places the organism in Eukaryota, Oomycota, Peronosporomycetes, Peronosporales, Peronosporaceae.